Messenger RNA from Tupaia belangeri chinensis (Chinese tree shrew), 2855 nucleotides. It is a transcript of the gene RBM15, whose product is annotated as RNA binding motif protein 15. Lineage: Eukaryota; Metazoa; Chordata; Mammalia; Scandentia; Tupaiidae. Gene Ontology annotation, molecular function: RNA binding. The record is from RefSeq and is a predicted model, not a curated record.
GCUCCCCAAGCACCAAAAAUUCUUCGGGCGGGGGCGAAUCGCGCAGCAGCUCCCGGGGUGGAGGCGGGGAGUCACGUUCUUCAGGGGCCGCCUCCUCAGCUCCUGGCGGCGGGGACGGCGGGGAAUAUAAGACCCUGAAGAUAAGUGAGUUGGGGUCUCAGCUGAGCGACGAAGCGGUGGAGGAUGGACUGUUUCACGAGUUCAAACGCUUCGGUGAUGUAAGUGUCAAAAUCAGUCAUCUCUCGGGUUCUGGCAGCGGGGAUGAGCGGGUUGCCUUUGUGAACUUCCGGCGGCCAGAGGACGCGCGGGCGGCCAAGCAUGCCAGAGGCCGCCUGGUGCUCUACGACCGGCCUUUGAAGAUAGAAGCUGUGUAUGUGAGCAGGCGCCGCAGCCGCUCUCCUUUAGACAAAGAUGCUUAUCCUCCAUCAGCCAGCGUGGUCGGGUCCUCUGUAGGUGGUCACCGGCACCCCCCUGGAGGAGGUGGAGGCCAGAGAUCACUUUCCCCUGGUGGCGCUGCUUUGGGAUACAGAGACUACCGGUUGCAGCAGUUAGCUCUUGGCCGCCUGCCCCCUCCACCUCCACCACCGUUGCCCCGAGAACUGGAGAGAGAACGAGACUACCCUUUUUAUGAGAGAGUGCGUCCAGCAUACAGUCUUGAGCCGAGGGUGGGGGCUGGGGCAGGUGCUGCUCCUUUCAGAGAAGUGGAUGAGAUUUCACCCGAAGAUGAUCAGCGAGCUAAUCGGACGCUUUUCUUGGGCAACCUAGACAUCACUGUGACAGAGAGUGAUUUAAGAAGGGCUUUUGAUCGCUUUGGAGUCAUUACAGAAGUAGACAUCAAGAGGCCUUCUCGCGGUCAGACCAGUACCUAUGGCUUUCUCAAAUUUGAGAACCUAGAUAUGUCUCAUCGGGCUAAACUAGCAAUGUCUGGCAAAAUUAUAAUUCGGAAUCCCAUUAAAAUUGGUUAUGGUAAAGCUACACCUACCACCCGCUUGUGGGUAGGUGGCCUGGGACCUUGGGUGCCUCUUGCUGCCCUGGCAAGAGAGUUUGAUCGAUUUGGUACUAUACGUACCAUAGACUACCGAAAAGGUGAUAGUUGGGCAUAUAUCCAGUAUGAAAGCCUGGAUGCAGCUCAUGCUGCCUGGACCCACAUGCGGGGCUUCCCACUUGGUGGCCCAGAUCGUCGCCUUAGAGUGGAUUUUGCAGACACAGAACAUCGUUACCAGCAACAGUAUCUACAGCCUCUGCCCUUGACUCAUUAUGAACUGGUGACAGAUGCUUUUGGACAUCGGGCGCCUGACCCUUUGAGGGGUGCUCGGGAUAGGACACCACCCUUACUUUACAGAGAUCGUGAUAGGGACCUUUAUUCUGACUCGGAUUGGGUGCCACCCCCGCCCCCUGUCCGGGAACGCAGCACCCGAACUGCAGCUACUGCUUUGCCUGCCUAUGAGCCACUGGAUAGCCUGGAUUGCAGGCGAGAUGGCUGGUCCUUGGACCGGGAUAGAGGUGAUCGAGAUUUGCCCAGCAGCAGAGACCAGCCUAGGAAACGAAGACUGCCUGAUGAGAGUGGAGGACGGCACAUGGACAGGUCCCCUGACAGUGACCGUCCAAGAAAACGUCACUGUGUUCCUUCUCCUGAACGCAGUCCAGAAUUGAGCAGUAGCAGGGAUCGUUACAACAGUGAUAACGAUCGAUCUUCCCGUCUUCUUCUUUUGGAAAGGUCCUCUCCAAUCAGAGACAGACGAGGUAGUUUGGAAAAGAGCCAGAGUGAUAAGCGAGACCGUAAAAACUCUGCAUCGGCUGAACGGGACAGGAAACACCGGACAACUGCUCCCACUGAGGGGAAAAGCCCUCUGAAAAAAGAAGACAGGCCUGAUGGAAGUGCACCCAGCACCAGCACAACUUCUUCCAAGCUAAAGUCUCCUUCCCAGAAACAAGAUGGGGGGACAGGCCCUACAACAGCAGCCUCUCCCAAACUCUGUUUGGCCUGGCAGGGCAUGCUUCUGUUGAAAAACAGCAACUUUCCUUCCAACAUGCAUCUGUUGCAGGGUGACCUUCAAGUGGCUAGUAGUCUUCUUGUGGAGGGCUCAACUGGAGGCAAAGUGGCCCAGCUCAAGAUCACUCAGCGUCUCCGUUUGGAUCAGCCCAAGUUGGAUGAAGUAACUCGACGCAUCAAAGUGGCAGGCCCCAAUGGUUAUGCCAUUCUUCUUGCUGUGCCUGGAAGUUCUGACAGCCGGUCUUCCUCUUCCUUGGCCACAUCAGACACUGCCACCUCUACUCAGAGGCCACUCAGGAACCUUGUGUCCUAUUUAAAGCAAAAGCAGGCAGCCGGAGUGAUCAGCCUCCCUGUGGGGGGCAACAAAGACAAGGAAAACACCGGGGUCCUUCAUGCCUUCCCACCCUGUGAGUUCUCCCAGCAGUUCCUGGAUUCCCCUGCCAAGGCACUGGCCAAAUCUGAAGAAGAUUACCUGGUCAUGAUCAUUGUCCGUGCAAAACUGGUGAACAGCGGAUGAAGAUAUGGAAUUCAAAGCUCUAAUGGACCUUUUUGAAGAGAAGUGGCUUAUGUGGAGUUUACAUGGGCCUCUGAUGGAAGAAAGCUAAUCUGUUUAGUAUUUGUGCAUUUUACUAAAAUGGCAGCUUAAAGUUGUGUAUCUGCUAUUGUGAUGCCAAUGCCGGUGUUUUAAGUGGAAAAAAAAAAUGACCUCUUUGCUUUGUGCUGUGUACACAAGAUUUCUGGAAAAGUAAAGAAAAACCCUUUUUAUGGCUCACACAGCUUAAAAGUAGCUGUCACUCAAACGUGCGCUCACAGUUGAGCUGCUUUUGUUUUAUUCUAAAUAAAUUGUUUCUUUUGAGGAAAA